Protopolystoma xenopodis is the source of this 918-nucleotide messenger RNA. Lineage: Eukaryota; Metazoa; Platyhelminthes; Monogenea; Polystomatidea; Polystomatidae. The record is from the annotation of a GenBank genome assembly.
CAAAUUUUGGACAGACUCAAUUCUCGUGUAAAAGAACUGCGUUCCGAGAACAAUCUACUUCUAGCAGAAUUGCAAGAAGGCCGAUCUGCACGUGCUGAGUUGGACGUAUUUCGAAUGACAUUACUUCGUGUAAAUGAAAUGUCGGAUCGACUUUCUGAACAUGACAUCCUUGACCUGAUUGCUUCUGCUGUCUCCUCGUCAGGUUAUUCUAAACUCGAACAAGAAAAUCCGCCGACGUCUUUUCAUAGACAGGCUGCCACUGAGGAUCUCCCUACUAAGUCGACAUUUCUUAUGGCUAAGCCUAAUUUGACGGAUUCUGCCGAGGUUGACAUUUUCCCGGCCCCUACUUGUACCGGUAAAACUUCUGCACACGGCAUCGCUGCCAGCAGCAGUCUUGUUGUCAGUUGGCUACGAGCAAUUCAAACCCAGUUGUUGCGAUCUUCAAGGGGACUUGCUUCGGCUAACGAGGCUGUAGAGUCUACGAAUCGGGCAUGGCAGACUGCAUUGGACGAAUCUAGUCGCCGAUUCAACCAGUUAGCGGACACUAUUACGCGGAUGGCUAACGAUCAACUUGAAAGUCGUCGCCUCGAAGAGGUUUAUAAAAAAGAAAUAGAGGUUGUCUUAAACUCUCAAUUAACUCAUCGAGUAGAACAAAUGAGCCGUUCGGAGACGUUGCAAGAAGAUCCCUCUAUUCUAGAUGAUUCAUCCGGACUUCCACCUGCCACUCGAGCGGUUCUACUUGCCCACCGUUGCAGACAAGCAGAAUUAAAGUUGACGAGCAAUCACGAACACUUUGAGCAACAACUUGAUGAAGCGAAGCAUGAAUCCUCAUCGCUUAAGGAGCAGAUAGAACAAUUGAAAACUGUUAGUUUCCCAUUCCAUUUAGUUACUAUUUUCAUGUCUUGUCAGGGCCCCUGA